UCCAAAAUUAACUUCAAACUGUUAUGAUCACCAUUUUCUCUCUACCACAACAGCAGUCAGAAAAGGGGGUUGUAGCGAAUGGUGGAGAAGAUCAUCAAUAUGAACAGUCAAGAUCAUCUGAGGAGUACUAAUUAUAAAGAUGAUGAUGAUGAAGAAGAAGUUCAACUUCCAGGGUUUCGAUUUCACCCAACAGAUGAAGAACUUGUUGGGUUCUAUCUUCGUAGAAUGGUUGACAAGAAGCCUCUCAGAAUUGAACUCAUCAAACAAGUCGAGAUCUACAAAUAUGACCCAUGGGAUCUACCAAAGUCAAGCUGUGUGGGAGAUAAGGAAGGGUACUUCUUUUGCAAACGAGGAAGAAAGUAUAGGAAUAGCAUAAGACCUAACAGGGUGACAGGGUCUGGAUUUUGGAAAGCAACUGGCAUUGAUAAGCCAGUGUUUUCACUUGGAGGAGAAGGCCGUGACAGCAUUGGACUCAAGAAAACACUUGUUUACUACCGCGGAAGUGCAGGAAAAGGUACAAAAACCGAUUGGAUGAUGCACGAGUUUCGCCUUCCCACGAAAGAUAACAGCACCUCCACGGCCACUGUCAAAGCUAAAAUCUCUGACCAAGAAGCUGAGGUAUGGACACUGUGUAGAAUUUUCAAAAGAAAUGUGUCAUGCAGAAAAUACACACCAGAUUUGAAGCAAUUAUCAACUACACCUCAACAACCACCAAUCGACACAAGCUCCAAGUUAUGCUGUCAAGUGGAAUCUAAUUACACUCAAGAAAGCUACGUCAAUUUUGGUGCUCCACUCAUUCAACAUUACGAUAAUAAGCCUCCAGUUCAUCAUGUCAAGGAAAGGAAACCACUGCAUGUGGAUCAGUUGAGCUACGUAGCUCAACCACCAUCUAUGGCUUCAUCUUUAAACAUUUCCAGCCCAUAUGGAAAUCAGAUUCUUACGCAUGGGGACUGGGAUGAGCUUACAUCAGUUGUAGAUUGUGCUUUUGAUCCCUUUCUUGUGUGAAUAUUUGUGUAAUUAUAUUAAUGAUAUAUAGUUAAUUGGGACUAAAUUAGCUUUACUAGUUGGUUUGUAAUAUAUAUACAUAGCCCUGAAAGACAAUAUUUGUUUUCCCAUGGACUUAACUUUUUCUGUUUCGAAAGGUACUCAUGCUUUUCUACUUCUUUA
Populus trichocarpa (black cottonwood) is the source of this 1167-nucleotide messenger RNA. RefSeq names its product transcription factor JUNGBRUNNEN 1. Gene Ontology annotation, molecular function: DNA binding. The transcript is spliced from 3 exons. Gene Ontology annotation, biological process: regulation of DNA-templated transcription. Bases 79 to 1005 code for a protein of 308 amino acids. NCBI's taxonomy places the organism in Eukaryota, Viridiplantae, Streptophyta, Magnoliopsida, Malpighiales, Salicaceae. The record is from RefSeq and is a predicted model, not a curated record.